Messenger RNA from Fukomys damarensis (Damara mole-rat), 1003 nucleotides. RefSeq lists its product as uncharacterized. Lineage: Eukaryota; Metazoa; Chordata; Mammalia; Rodentia; Bathyergidae. The coding region runs from base 1 to 816 and encodes 271 amino acids. The transcript is spliced from 4 exons. The record is from RefSeq and is a predicted model, not a curated record.
AUGGUGUGGGCAGUGUUCUUCGAAGCAGAUAUUAAAACACUGGCCUAUGACAGUCGUGGAUCAAUCCCAGUGUCUAUCCCUCCGGAGCUGUGUGGCCUCAUGACGCAGCUGUGCUUCACAAUUUUGAGCCUGUUUCUCCAUCUGCAUGAUAUCCACAGUGCAGCUUCCAGGACUCGAGGAGCCACCACAGGCCGGCUGCCUCGGAGCAUGCCUGGUGCCCACCACUCACUUGUGAUGCUGCCAACUCCCCUGCUGUCAGCUUCCCUAAAAGCACCCACAUCACGCCUCCCUGAGAUCCUGUUCGCCUGUCCCUCCCGCCCACUGAAUGGCCGGCAGCACCCACUGCUGCUCCAGCUUCUCCCAAGACACAGACUCAAAGGCAAGAAUGGGGGCCAUCUGGAAGGGCCACGUGAGGGAGGUGGAGAGGAAGGCAGUGCUGUCCCAGUGAGACCUCGCUUUGAGUGGAACCCUGGCUCAACCACGAGGAAGCCACUUGGCGUCCCUGUACCCGUUUCGUUGUAUUUGGCACGUGGCCACAGGCAACAAGGGCACCUGGGGAGCUGCUGUGCACCUGCCACAAAUUUAUCAGACAGAAAGAACCCCCUUCUCCCUCCAAACGGCCUGUAUCUUCCUGAGCUGUCACUGAAAGCCACCAUGGUGCUGCUUACUGCCUCCAGGGCGCGGUGCCAACGUGCCUGCUGGACUGCUUCAAAGCCAUUCCAUCCCAGAAACCUGCUCUGCCUGGCCCUGCACCUCACCCAUCCCCACGCACAGUCCCGGCGCCUCUGCGCUUCUCUCACCUCCCAGCACGCGUGACCUUCUGGGCAGACCUACCACAGUCUACCACACUGCAGAAUCCCACCUUGAGCACAGGAGCUGCACUCUGAGCUCCUAAACGGGAGAUUUCCUUCAAUAAAGGGUUCCUGCAGAAAUGUUCUAAAAGGAUCACAUCUUCCACAUUCGUAAGAAUUUUUUAUUAUUAUUAUUUAGAAAUGCAGUUAUA